GACAGCGCCCGCCGCCCGCCCCGCGGCCCCGGGCCCCGGCUCUGGCGCCGUCCCUCCUCCCGGGCCGGGCGCCGCGGCCCCGGCAUGAGGAGCGGGCGAUGAUCCCCGCCAACGCCUCCGCCAGGAAGGGGCCCGAGGGCAAAUACCCGCUGCACUACCUCGUGUGGCACAACCGCCACCGCGAGCUGGAGAAGGAGGUCCGCGCGGGCCAGGUGGACAUUGAGCAGCUGGAUCCCCGUGGCCGGACUCCCCUGCACCUGGCCACCACACUGGGGCACCUGGAAUGUGCCCGGGUGCUCCUGGCACAUGGCGCAGAUGUGGGCAGGGAGAAUCGCAGUGGCUGGACAGUGCUGCAGGAGGCUGUGAGUACCCGGGACUUGGAGCUGGUGCAGUUGGUGCUGCGGUACCGGGACUACCAGCGGGUGGUGAAGCGGCUCGCAGGCAUCCCUGUGCUCCUGGAGAAGCUGCGCAAGGCUCAGGACUUCUACGUGGAGAUGAAGUGGGAGUUCACUAGCUGGGUCCCCCUGGUGUCCAAGAUCUGCCCUAGCGACACUUACAAAGUAUGGAAGAGUGGGCAGAACUUGAGGGUAGACACUACGCUACUGGGCUUUGACCACAUGACAUGGCAGCGAGGGAACCGAAGCUUCAUCUUUAGGGGUCAAGACACAAGUGCCGUAGUCAUGGAGAUUGACCACGACCGCCGGGUAGUAUACACAGAGACAUUGGCACUGGCGGGCCAAGACCGGGAGUUGCUGCUGGCGGCUGCCCAGCCUACAGAGGAGCAGGUGCUGAGCCGCCUCACCGCACCUGUCGUUACUACGCAGCUUGACACCAAAAACAUCUCCUUUGAGAGGAACAAGACUGGCAUCCUGGGCUGGCGCAGUGAGAAGACAGAGAUAGUGAAUGGGUAUGAAGCCAAGGUAUAUGGGGCCUCCAAUGUAGAGCUCAUCACACGGACUCGGACAGAGCAUCUUUCAGAACAGCACAAGGGCAAGGUCAAAGGCUGUAAGACACCUCUGCAGUCUUUCCUGGGAAUUGCUGAGCAGCAUGGUGGCCCUCAAAAUGGGACCUUGAUUACUCAGACCCUGAGCCAAGCCAACCCCACUGCCAUCACUGCAGAAGAAUACUUCAAUCCCAACUUCGAGCUUGGCAACCGCGACAUGGGCCGUCCCAUGGAACUGACCACCAAGACACAAAAGUUCAAGGCUAAGCUGUGGCUGUGUGAGGAGCACCCCCUGUCCCUGUGUGAGCAGGUGGCCCCCAUCAUUGACCUCAUGGCUGUUAGCAAUGCACUUUUUGCCAAGCUCCGGGACUUCAUCACCCUGCGUCUGCCUCCUGGCUUCCCAGUCAAGAUUGAAAUUCCAAUCUUCCACAUCCUCAAUGCCCGCAUCACCUUUGGGAACCUUAAUGGCUGCGACGAGCCUGUGCCUUCCGUCCGAGGCAGCCCCAGCAGUGAGACCCCCUCCCCAGGCAGCGACUCCUCCAGUGUCAGCAGUUCCAGCUCUACAACCUCAUGCCGCAGCUGUGAGAUCUCCCCAGCCUUGUUUGAGGCGCCACGCGGCUACAGUGUGCUGGGUGGCCAGCGAGAGGCAACGACCCGGGACGAUGACGACGACCUGCUGCAGUUCGCCAUCCAGCAGAGCCUGCUUGAGGCGGGCAGUGAGUAUGACCAGGUCACAAUCUGGGAGGCGCUAACCAACAGCAAGCCAGGCACCCACCCUAUGUCCUAUGAGGGUCGCCGACAGGACAGGAGCGCCCCGCCAACGCCGCAGCGACAGCCUGUGCCCCCAGCCCCAGCCCCCAGCCCAAGGCCCAGUCCUGGCCCCGGCCCUGGCCGCGUGUUCCGGAGUUACGACGAGCAACUGCGGCUGGCCAUGGAGCUGUCUGCGCAGGAGCAGGAGGAGCGGCGGCGGCGUGCGCGCCUGGAGGAGGAGGAGCUGGAGCGCAUUCUGCGGCUCUCGCUGACCGAACAGUAGCGCCCCCUGCUGGGCCCCUCGCCCACUCCACGCGCCACCCCACCGGGGGCCAGGGUGCGACAGGCCCGGCCAGAG
This is a messenger RNA of Perognathus longimembris pacificus (Pacific pocket mouse), 2051 nucleotides long. It is a transcript of the gene Ankrd13b, whose product is annotated as ankyrin repeat domain 13B. Bases 99 to 1976 code for a protein of 625 amino acids. The record is from RefSeq and is a predicted model, not a curated record. Lineage: Eukaryota; Metazoa; Chordata; Mammalia; Rodentia; Heteromyidae. Gene Ontology annotation, molecular function: protein binding. The transcript is spliced from 15 exons. Gene Ontology annotation, cellular component: cytoplasm.